Messenger RNA from Scylla paramamosain (green mud crab), 621 nucleotides. RefSeq lists its product as uncharacterized. The record is from RefSeq and is a predicted model, not a curated record. Bases 268 to 621 code for a protein of 117 amino acids. Lineage: Eukaryota; Metazoa; Arthropoda; Malacostraca; Decapoda; Portunidae. The transcript is spliced from 5 exons.
AUACAGCAAAGAUAACGAAAAUGUUAUCAUUGUUGCUUACCUUUUAUGAGAAUUUUCCUCCCAUGAUGAAAAGGUGCGCAGAUAUAUCCUCCUUUUGAAACAAGAAAACAUUCAGCUACCAGUCCUGCUUGCAUCUUCUCCCUCUGCCGUCAGGUGGCGUACAGCUGCGGGCGGGAGGGUGCUAGUGUUCACGAGCACUAGUCCGCGCCUGCCUUGCGAUAAACCUUGUGCUGUAACGUGUGUAGUCAAGACUCACAUUCACAUACGAUGACAGAGUACAGUGCAGUGCGAGGGAAGCGAGGGACGUGCCUUAUCAAGUGUGUACGUAGAGAGGAAACUGGCGCCUGCCCGGAGCUCAAUGAGCACCAACUGAGUGAGGGAGAGAACAACACACAGCAGUUCAGACAGGUGCACGCAGCCGCCGUGCUGGCGUCCUUGGCGGGGCUUCCGGCGGGCCGCCCCGCACCACGCACGGAGAGAGCAGCAGCAAUAGCAGCAGCAGCAGCAGCAGCAGCAGCAGCAGCAUCGGAGAGUCUUGUGCCUGCUGACCGUGUCCCGCGUCCCUUCAUCCCGCGCGUCACGGCGCAACAAAGCUCACGUGACAUGAACCACGCAGCAUGA